UAGCCAGCAGCAAGACAGCUGUGUUUGAUCAUAAACCACUUAAACUCCAGCCUCACUGGCAGGGGAAACUUUAGCGUGAAGUGCAGCACUGGUUUCUCUAGGGGAAGGGAGCGUUCUUCUCUUUUCUUUCUGCCUCCCCAGAUACUGAGAACUAUAGCAGCACUCUCUUUUUAAUUUCUCUGUGAACUUGUGUGAAGCUCAUCAGAUUUUUCUGAGUAUGUUCAGCGGCAUUGAGAGAUGCCCUUUAACAGAGUUGUGGAAAAGAGCGGCGUAAAGCGGAUAGCAGAGAUGAAGCACGCCUUGUAGAUGGACUAAGACAGCCCUGGGAUCCUGGUAAGCACGUCAUUCCCUGCAUUCUCUGAGCACUUCACAUUAUUAACAAGCCUCUCUAAGCAAUGGAUUGUCUGUGAAGUCAAAGCCAGUUUGGCUCUUUUAGAAGGUCUUGCAUCAUAAACUUAAACUCUCAAUGUGGAGUAAAAAUGGCUGUCUAGAGCAAAAUGUGUAAGAGAGAAAAAUUUUGGAGAAGAAAGUAUUGAAUCAGUUGAACAAAGCUUUGAAGCAUUACAAUCUGCAGAAAUCGUCAAGCCCUGAGAAGACUAAUCAUGAAUUCUGGAGUUGCUAUGAAAUAUGGAAAUGAGUCCCCUGCAGAGCUGAGUGAGCUUCAUUUAGCAGCCCUGGCUUCAUUAAAGGGAGACAUUGUGGAGCUUAAUAAGCGUCUACAACAAACAGAAAAGGAGCGUGACCUAUUGGAAAAGAAAUUGGCAAAAGCACAGUGUGAGCAGUCCCACCUGAUGAGAGAGCACGAGGAUGUGCAGGAGCGAACGACGCUGCGCUACGAGGAGCGGAUCACAGAGCUGCACAGCAUCAUUGCCGAGCUCAACAAGAAAAUCGAUCGGCUGCAGGGUGCAACCAUAAGGGAGGAGGAUGAAUACUCGGAGCUGCGGUCAGAGCUGAGCCAAAGCCAGCAGGAGGUUAAUGAAGACUCACGCAGCAUGGACCAGAACUCCGUCUCAGUGCCAGAGAACCAGUCCACCGUGGUCACUGCAGAUGUGGAUAACUGUAGUGAUUUGAAUUCAGAACUGCAGAGAGUGCUGACAGGUCUGGAAAAAGUUGUCUGUGGGAGGAAGAAAAGCAGCUGCAGUUUAUCGGUGGCAGAAGUGGACAGGCACAUUGAACAACUCACUACUGCCAGCGAACAUUGUGAUUUAGCUAUUAAGACUGUGGAGGAGAUUGAGGGAGUGCUGGGACGUGACCUUUAUCCAAACCUGUCUGAGGAGAGGUCUCGGUGGGAGAAGGAGCUGGCUGGCCUACGGGAAGAGAAUGAGAGCCUCACAGCCAUGUUGUGCAGCAAAGAAGAGGAGCUCAACAGAACCAAGGCCACCAUGAACGCUGUCCGUGAGGAGAGGGACAGGCUGCGUAGAAGGGUUCGGGAGCUGCAGACUCGUUUGCAGAGUGUGCAGGCCACGGGCCCGUCCAGCCCGAGCCGCCUGACUCCUGCCAACCGCCCCGUCAACCCCAGCACAGGAGAGCUGAGCACCAGCAGCAGCAGCAACGACAUUCCCAUCGCCAAGAUUGCUGAAAGAGUGAAGUUGUCAAAGACAAGAUCAGAGUCUUCAUCAUCUGAUAGACCUGUCUUAGGAUCAGAAAUCAGCAGCAUAGGGGUCUCUAGUACAGUGGCUGAACAUUUGGCACAUUCCCUCCAAGACUGCUCAAACAUACAGGAAAUCUUCCAGACUCUCUAUUCACAUGGAUCUGCUAUCUCUGAAAGUAAAAUCCGAGAGUUUGAAGUGGAGACGGAGAGAUUAAAUAGCCGUAUUGAACACUUGAAAUCCCAGAACGACUUGCUGACAAUAACACUGGAGGAGUGCAAGAGCAAUGCAGAGAGGAUGAGCAUGCUUGUGGGCAAGUACGAGUCCAAUGCCACGGCCCUCAGGCUGGCACUGCAGUACAGUGAACAGUGCAUAGAAGCAUAUGAGCUGCUGUUAGCAUUGGCAGAAAGUGAGCAGAGUCUCAUUCUUGGCCAAUUCAGAGCUGCAGGUGUUGGUUCUGUUGGGGACCAGACAGGUGAUGAAAAUGUCACACAAAUGCUUAAGAGGGCUCAUGACUGCCGGAAGACAGCUGAGAAUGCAGCAAAAGCCUUGCUGAUGAAGUUGGAUGGGAGCUGUGGGGGAGCCUAUGCAGUCACAGGCUGCAGUGUGCAGCCCUGGGAAAGCCUAUCCUCCAACAGCCACACCAGUACUACCAGCUCUACUGCAAGCAGCUGUGACACAGAGUUUACGAAGGAGGAUGAGCAGCGGCUGAAGGAUUACAUCCAGCAGCUGAAAAACGACAGGGCAGCAGUGAAACUGACAAUGCUGGAGCUGGAAAGCAUCCACAUUGAUCCUCUUAGUUAUGAUGUGAAGCCACGUGGAGACAACCAGAGGCUGGACCUGGAAAAUGCAGUCUUGAUGCAGGAACUCAUGGCAAUGAAGGAAGAGAUGGCAGAGCUCAAGGCACAGCUUUACCUGCUGGAGAAGGAGAAGAAGGCUUUGGAAUUGAAGCUGAGCACUCGAGAGGCCCAGGAGCAGGCCUACCUCGUCCAUAUUGAGCACUUGAAGUCUGAAGUGGAAGAACAAAAAGAGCAGAGAAUGAGGUCUCUCAGCUCAACCAGCAGUGGAAGCAGAGACAAACUGGGCAAGGAGUGCAGUGAUGGCACUGCAACACCGCUAACACUUGCUGAGCUGAGACCGUACAAUGAGAGUGAACUGACUGCUGAGCUGACAAAUGCACUCAGAAGGGAGAAGAAACUGAAAGCAAGAGUGCAGGAGUUAGUGAGUGCCUUGGAGAGACUCACAAAGAGCAGUGAAAUCAGACAUCAGCAGUCUGCAGAAUUUGUUAAUGACCUUAAAAGGGCAAACAGCAACUUGGUUGCAGCUUAUGAAAAAGCGAAGAAAAAGCAUCAAAAUAAGCUGAAGAAACUGGAAUCACAAAUGAUGGCCAUGGUGGAGAGACAUGAAACCCAAGUAAGAAUGCUCAAACAAAGAAUAGCUUUACUGGAAGAAGAGAACUCCAGACCACACACCAAUGAAACUUCACUUUAAGUGCAUCUCUUUAAAGGAUGCUUAGUGCCAUUACAACUUUCUUUCUUUUGGAGGUUGACUUUUAGGUAGCUUCAAAUGUUAAAAGCUCUGACUGUCAGUGCUGACAAACUUAAAAGCUCCUUCUCUGGGACCCCAGAGAGGUAUCAUGGGGAUAAUAAAAGUGUUAACCUUAAGGACUGUUUCAUAAUGUAAAAUGGCAGUGCCUGAAUUAUCACGCUAUAAUUGUGUACAUUGUCUGUGUUGUUAUCUCUGUAUUCAUACAGCUUCUCUUCCAUUUUAUCAAUGGCCCAUGGGUGACAGUGUCACACAGCAGAAUAAUUCAUGUUAAGAGGUUUUCAUUUGGGUAGUUAGGGGAUCAUGGGGAAGUUUUCCCAGUCCCUGAGCUCUCUCUGACACAAGUCCAUACUGUACCCUCAUGACUUGCUGCUGUGGAUUCACCACCAACAGGCAGCUGCUGCAGAGUGGGCAUGGCAGCCUGGCUGGCUUUUUCUUUGCGCCCUACUUGCAGUUCUGCUGUUCACAGUGCAGGUCAGGUAGGAAGACUGGGAAAAAAACGAGAAAGUAUUGUUGCAUCUCUGAGAAUUAUAAUAAAAGUGUAAUUCUUACAGUGCGUAAGAGGGCCAAAGGCUGUGGGUUUCACCAUGCCACACAGAUGGUCUGUGCCAAGUGUGGGUCAGAAAUUACAGAAGACCUCCUGGUAUUUAUAUUGCAUGGUGUUUGCAACUACUUUGUAGAAAAAAUUGGUUUUUCUUGUGAUAUACACUAUAUCCAAGGUUUUCUUUAAGAAGCUGGGCCAUUUUUGUCACAUGUGUUGUGCUUAUUACAGCUUACUCUGAUCAAGAGGUGGAAUGUCGUCUUUUUAUACUUUUUUUGACCAAAAAAGGGUACUUAAGUAAUGUACCUGUUUAAUAUUGAAUACAUAGGCACAAAAUUAUAGAUGUGUAGAUGUAUGGAUAUCCAGCCACAAACAGAAUGUGAAUGGUGAAGUCUUACAGCUUUCUUAGGUUAGUUUUUGUUACUGCUAACAAUCACUUGUUUAAAUCACGUAUUACUGUAUUAUCAAACUAACUGAAGUGCAAAUUUUGUCUUGUUAGGUUAAUGAAUAGUAAGCAAAUCAUGGGGAUCAGGUUGAUUUCUGUAGGGGUCAAAAUACAGGAGUCUGCCAUAGCACCUAUUAUAUUCAGAAUUAACUUUUUUUUUUCUUUUUUGUUUUCCUUUUUUUUUUUUCUUUUCUUCUUUUUGACAGAGUACGUUAAAAAGCUUCAUGUGUGUUUUAAAAAGCCAAGCUAUAGUCCCUUCACUGUGUUAGCCUGCUGCUGUGUUAUGCCUCUGCUUUGCGUUUUCCAGGCUGAUUUUCAGUGAAUCUGAUUUCAGGAGAUGUUUAUUGGUUUUGCUUUACAUGCUGAGUUGCACCUCAAGUUUUUUACUAGUAUAUUUAGAAUUAUGAUAACUUUUCUCAUUUAUUCCUCCCAUUACUAGUACUAAGGAAAUAUUUUAGCGGACUCUUUUUGCCUGUUGUUGGGCUAGGUCAGACAACAUAGUUGUGGGAAUUUGUGUUCAGAAUAUGGCAUUAUUGUUAAGUCUUUGUUACAUCUGGAAGUGUAGCUGUUGGUUUUCCAUCUCUUACCACUGUAGCUGCUGUUGUCUUCUGUCCUUAAGAGUAGUCGAGUCGUUCCUACGUCCAUGGAGUCUAGUACAUCAUCCACAAAGCCAGCAUCCCAUGUGGUUGAUUGCAACAGCAAAUUAAAACAAUGCUGAUUUCAAAAUUUUUACGUAGUGAUGUUCUGGUUUUGAUCAACCCUAUUUCUCAGAAUAAUUGCACUUCUUAAUUUAUAAUAUCACAAAAAAUUACUGCAAAUGAGUCUCUUGAGGGAGAAGGCACAUUGAUUUCUUCUGUCUCUGUGGUUUUGCUUAGCAGCUCUCUAAGGUGUUUCCCCUUUUGGCCCAAUUUUCUCACGCCCAGGAGCAUUGGGGUUUACCAUCAGCAGCUGAGCACUCUCUUGUUUUGAAGAAUCACAAAGGAAAGUAUCGACCAUGUGCUGUGGCAAAAAUGCAGUUACACUCUUGUCUUUCAGCAUCUGAAAAACCCAUGUGAGUUGAGGUCACCUCAGAAUGUCUGUGUGAAAUACCUUUCACUGGAAAGGACAGAAACCGUAAUGCACUGAGCUGCCUCUUAGGCUCAUUUCUUUCCCUGUUGUGAUUAACGGGAUUACAGAAUGGGUUGGGUUGGAAAUGACACUAAAAAAUCACCUUGUUACAAUCCCUUUCGGGGGCCAGGGACAUACUCCACUGGACCAUGUUGCUCCAAGCCCCAUCCAACCUGGCCUUAAGACAUUACAGAGAUGGGGCAGCUACAACUCCUCUGGGCAGCCUGGGCCAGGGGAAGACGUUGCUUCUGCACCCUCAGCACAGAAGAGUUUCUUCCAUAAAAAAAUUCAGAUACUCUUACACAGAGGUUUUUCCCAGACCUGACAAUAUCCUGAUUAUUUCUCUACAUUUAGCACAAAUCUUCCGUGCCAACUGUGCUCUAGAAGUGCAUUAGAAUAAAUUAUAAAUCAUCAGUAAAUGUAAACCACUCCCAUUUUUUUCCCCUGUAAGGGUUGUAGAUGAAAAAGCAGCACUGGUACCAUCCAGCAUUGGCAGUAGCUGUAGCUUGCCAGAUCAGCAGUUGAUUUAUUUGCCUCAGCAAGCAGCUGCUGCAUCAUUUGUUGGCACAGCAGAACGAUCAACUGGGAAGUGGUCACAGGUUUAAUGUUACUGUGAAAACUGUUCAUUAGUGAUAAUCAGCUUCAGCUCCAGUGUACCCCAUUAAAAUGGCACCAACUCUCACAAAAAAUGCCAUGAAAACUUCAAACUCCUUUUAUGCAACUCUGAAGUACCAGCACACCAGAACUACCUGAGCAUGCAGUGCACCGUGAGUUACAGCAACUUAAUUCUCUUAACGCUUGUUGCAGAAAUAAUAAAUUUGCAAAGCAAGAGGUGAUUCUUGUCAACCUAAGUCCAUUCACUAAUUAAUGAUUGGACUUUUUUUGAACCUUUGUAUUUCACAGAGUGCUCAGAAAAAAUCCUUUUUUUUUCUCUAUGAUGUACAAAUCUUCACCAACUUGAAUGUACUGUUAGCUUUUGCAAAACACAUGUGACUAAGUUUGCAUUCAUGUCAUGCUUUACUAGUUUAAUUAGUUUUCUCCUCCUGCAUACUGCACCAUGCAUUGUAACUUUAGAAACUUUUCACCUUGCUGAAUUAGCUUUAAAUGUGUUGCUACCUUUUAGUUUCCAAGCUGUAAAAUAGCUGUUUUGUGUUCAUUUGAUAUAGAAUUGUAAAAACUGCAUUUAUUUAUACAGAGGCAUUUAUAAUACUUAUAUUACAAAUGUUCUUAUAUUCUGAUUAAAUUUCUAAUGCUG
Messenger RNA from Taeniopygia guttata (zebra finch), 6482 nucleotides. RefSeq names its product MCC regulator of WNT signaling pathway (gene MCC). Gene Ontology annotation, cellular component: cytoplasm. Gene Ontology annotation, molecular function: calcium ion binding. The record is from RefSeq and is a predicted model, not a curated record. Lineage: Eukaryota; Metazoa; Chordata; Aves; Passeriformes; Estrildidae. Gene Ontology annotation, biological process: negative regulation of canonical Wnt signaling pathway.